This is a messenger RNA of Electrophorus electricus (electric eel), 7836 nucleotides long. RefSeq names its product zinc finger protein 576, tandem duplicate 1 (gene znf576.1). The record is from RefSeq and is a predicted model, not a curated record. NCBI's taxonomy places the organism in Eukaryota, Metazoa, Chordata, Actinopteri, Gymnotiformes, Gymnotidae.
UAAGAGCUCAUCUUUAAAUUAAUUUAGGAAGAUCAUGGAGCUUUCUAAACAGUCAGUGAAUGAUUUUUCAGUCAGUGAUAUGUUUCUUGCCAAAGGAGAUAUGGCUUUAGAUCACAUAUCUUCUACAGAAACAACAUUAGACCACCAAUCAGUACAUGUUGAGGUCAAUAACAUUACAGCACAGAUCAUUGGUCUUGAAGGGCAGAAAUUGAAUCUGCAUGUACCAUCAGAGUCAAUAAUAGAACCAGUAUCACCAGUGGAGGUAAUGUUGGAAGAAAAUGCACUCUCCCUGAUGACACAUAAAGCAACUCAGGAGAAACCAACUGGCCCUGAUGAUCCCAAUGACUCUCAAGUUCAGUCAACAUUGUCUGAUCAUACUUCAUCAGACCCAGGUAUUCCCAAUGAGAUGAUAGCUGCCAGCAUUUUGGAAUCGGACAUAAACCCUGUGGAACCGCGCUGUGAGUUCAUAGUCCAUACAGACCCCAGUGAAGCACAAGGUCCAUCUGACAAAGUUACAUUAGAUCCAAGUGCCCUGUUGAUGGGGAAAUUGAAAGAGGUGGUAUGUGAAAAAAAACAGACUCCAGAUUCAACAUCCAUGACUCCCAAAGAUGUGGGAUGCUCCAAAGAGGAAAAGAGUGUCAGAAAGAACAUUCCCCCAAAGAAGGACAGAAUGGAUCCGCUGAAAAUAGACAUGACCAGAUCCACUGUUAUCCCCCUCACCUCAUCUCAGCUGUCCCUACAAUGCCUGGAGUGCCACAUCAUCUUCAGUGACAACAAGAGCAAGGAGCGCCACCUCAAAAUGAACCACCCCACCGAGUAUGAGCAGUGCAUGCUUGGCGAUGCCCUCUUCGCCUGCUACGUCUGUGAUCGGCAUUUCACCUGCUCCACUGAGCUCAUGGCACAUCAGAGGGCUCAUACGGAGAAGCAGCCUUUCAAAUGUCCCAUCUGCGGGGAAGCCUUCAGCCGAUCAUCUGAGCUCACAAGUCACAAGAAAGUUCACUUUGGCAAGCAUGGAUACACCUGCUCAGACUGUGGCAAGCACUGCAAAACCCUAACCUUGCUUAAAUACCACCAGCGCAUACACACUGGAGAAAGGCCAUAUGUGUGCAUACACAAAGAGUGUGGCAAGAGGUUCAGCAUGCCAAAGGCUCUCCAAAAACACCUGGAAGCACAUGAAAAGGAGGAUACAGAGGGCACUGCAGACCUGGCAAAUUCUACAACCAACACAAAAAAAAAGAGGAAUAAAGGUACAUUUGCUAAGAAGUUUGCAUGCUCACAGUGUGAUGAAUCCUUCAAGACAGCAAAGUCACAGAUUCAUCACAUUAAAAUUAAGCAUCCACAGUGCAAAACCAUACCUCCCUCCAGUACCACCGUGGCAUCACAAGAGUUAAAAGGUGUCCCACUUGUUACAACUCAAUCUGCAAUAGUUCAACCACCUCUACUACGUAUGGAAGCUAUUGGACCAGCAGCACAACAAAUAGGCCCACUGGGAGCUGAACAAAUUAAAAGAUUAAUAGAAAAACUGGGAAAUGUACAAAAAGUCAAUCAGCUGGUCAUACUUGGAGUUGACCCGUUAUCUUUUCAGGCCCAAAACAUGGGAAUGCAACAGCCACAGGGUCUCAUACAGCCAUUGCACUUUAAUUUCACACAACCAACAAUUCAACCAGUCAUACUUCAGCAGACAAGGGAUGAGUCAAGGCAUGAAGGGAUGAUGUCAACUGGAGCUGAGCGAACCACGUGUAAAGAUUCUUUAGAGAUUGGGGUUACUGUUGAGCAAGAGGCAACAAUGGUGCAGGGUGAGAAAACUGUUGUUUCAUUAGGGAAUCCAGAGAAUCAGGUGGCAGUUGUUGAAUCGGAUAUGAGAGGUGCACAGUUAAAUGAGGUUCAAUUUGAGAUUUUACCAGAGCUGACUGAAAAGUCAGUCUUAACUCCCCAGGAGGAAAGCAGUGAACAAAUGGAUACAACAGUGGAGCAGCAUAUUCAAGUUACUUUAGAUGUCAAAACUUUAGAGACUGGGGAUGGUUCGUCUGUGUUUUCCAUAAAUGAUUUUGAAAGCAGUCAGUCUCAAACAACUGAAGAAAAUAUUUCAAAGCCAACAGAAAUCAUGCUGUCAGAAGAGACCAUCAUUACUGCAGAAUCCCUGGAUCAAAAAUGUGAUGCAGAAGACUCAUUAAUAGAAUCAGAGCCACAGUCUGGACAAAUGAAUAUUCUUAACUUUGAUAAUAAUCAAGAGCUUGAAGCUCACUUGGAACAGUUGGCUCCAAAGGAAACUUCACAGUCAGAGGAACCAAAAGGACAGACUAUUCAGCCUUCUCUCAACAAUGUGCAGCAUCAUCAAGAGAACUAUUACUUGGAACAGGCACCAGUUAAUAAUUCCGGUAAUCAGCAGACCAUGUUGGCACCAGGAGACCAGAAGAUGUCGGGUGUAAAAGAUUGCUUGUAUGCUAAGAUAAUGCUACCAACAAAGAAGAAAAGGUCCAAGAAACGGGUAUCUCUUAAGUCACAGUCCCUGGGAUCUGAAGAUGAAGGUUCACUAAGCACCUCACAGACAACAACUUCUCGAGAAACUAACACUGCAUCAAAAACUGUACAAAAAAAGAGAGAGAAGACAAAGAACAAAAAACUGGUGCAUUUUGGACCUAGAGAAAACAAAGAGAAAUCUUCAAAACAAAAGCUCCUGAAGAUAUCCAAGGCAGGUCUAUACAAAGAAUGGCAAGACAUCGAUUUGGUUCAAGUGCCUACUUUGUUACAAAAUGAAAGUGCCCCUCAUUUAAAACAGAAACAGAAAAAUCAGAAACGCAAAAAAGGAGGCACAGUUGAAAAUUUGACUGGGCUCAAGCAUGACUUUUGUAUACCAAAGGCUAUUAAAGUGGCAGAACCAACACCACAAGGGAAACCUCAGAAGAGAAAAAUUGAAACCCCCAGAGAUUUGGCAAAGAAAGGGAAAUCUGCCCAGGAUAUGGAGCAAAAUGAAACACCUAAGCCAAAGAAAAAAAAGCAAGCCAAGAUAGUGGAAGCAGUGUCUCCAAAGAAAGCAAAGAUUAAAGAUGCUACCGAGAAUGAACUAGGUACGGAAAUCCAAACGUUAGCUAAACGAAAGGACAAAGAGCAAAAAAGUGAGUCUGAAAUCUCAUGUCAUGAUCAAAUAAAGCAGCAAGCAUUGCUUUUAUUGAAAGGUCACAAGCAGCCACAGCUAAAAGUGCACAAGUUGGAUGCUAAAACCACAGGAUUUGAACAACCACUUAAACAUAAAUGUCAGAGUAAGGAAGUUUGUUCCCAAGAAGCUACAGUGGUACAGACAAAAGGAGAAACACAAAAUAAAUCACCACAAACGGCAAGGAAAAAGAAAGCAAAAAUGAUUGGAAAGAAAUCUAAAGAAUUUCAGAAGGAUGCCUGUCAUUUGCAAAUGUACUCUGUUGACAAUGGUCUCACUUCAGCUCCAUUAUGCACAAAGCCAAAAGUUGUGCGGAAGCGUAAAUCUUCUACGAAAAUAGAUCAGGAAAUUGCAUUGAGUCCUCCAUAUUCUCGGCUCACAAUUGGAUGCCAAGAUUGUGGGAAGAACUUCUCAGAAGUCCCUGCCUUGCAGGAGCACAUGGCUUCUAUGCAUUCUGAAAGUGGAAUUUUCCAGUCCAAUUUGAGCAGUGAUGCUUCUAAUAAUCCAGUGAGUUCUGGGUCAAAUGAAGCAAUAAUCACAAAAGCGGUUCAUUCAAGCAACUUUGAAAUACAGGUGUCUACAGACUGGGAUAUGGAGACCGAGAUGAGAGAGAUUGGUUUAGAAGACAGGGAUGAUCACGGACUCUCAUUCCCAGCCCUCAGUCCUUCCCCUUCUUUCCCAACUGCAUCAAUCUCUCUUGAACACGAGGCCAAAGAGAGGGAGAAGAUUCAUCAAGAUAUUCAUCCUGGAAAUUCAGAGACACUUUGCAAAGAUUCCACAAUAUUUAGGCAGCCUUUUGCAGAUGUUUCAUCCACAGAACCUGACACUUUCCACAUUCCAGUACACAAGAAAAAGUCAGGGGAAAAGGAGAACAUGGAGUCAGUUCAACUGGUCUCAGUUUCUGAGCCACAGGAGGGUGUUGACAUUAAAGAGGAGUUGCCUUUAGAUGUGAAGGUAGUCAUGGUUGAAGACCAAAAUGUAGAUGACAAGGACUCUACUCAGGUAAAUAGUCUUUCUAAUGAGACUCGAGUGGGCUCUGAUCAACAGGAAAAUGAAUCAGUUCACACUGACCUGAACCAGUGUCAGCUAUCCAUACAACAUGUGAAUCCAGCAUCAACUGAAAAUUCAGACUCCCACUUAACAGAACAACCAGAAAUUAAACAAGAGGAAGAGGAGAUACUGGUCCAGAGAGAAGAGAAGCAAACAAAAACAUCUAUGACAAGAAGUAGAAGAGGAAGAGGUGGUCGAAGUAAAGGAAAGAGACAACUUGGAAGAGCUACAAAAAGAGCUACAAAAGAGAUGGUGAACAAUAAAGAAGAAUGUCAAGUUGUUUUUCAGCUUUAUUCACUCACGGAUGACUGUGAGGAAAAGAAUGAAGAAAGGAACAAUCAAACAAAGGCAACCUGUUCCACUAUAGCUUACAAGCAGUCAGAGUUGGAGGAAUGCCCUGAAGAUCAGGUAGUUUUGGAGCUAGAAUCUGUUACUUCCUGUGCUGUAGAUGUGAGGAAACCAGAUGAUGCAUCACUGGUUCAGAAGUCUGGCGAGCAAGACAAGACCAGCAGUUCAUCUGGAAUGGUUCUGGAACAUUUCCAGACAGCUCAUGAAAGUGAGGAAGGAAACUCUGCACACAGCCAAGGCAGCAUAAGAAGCUGGGGCAAUCCACACCCAGAGACUGAAGGCAUAACAUCUGCUGGCAACUUUGAUGAUGUAAAAAUAGAAGCCAGUCCAUCAACUCUGGCCCCUCAUGAAGUCCCACCUAGUGAGAGAGAUUUAUUGAAAGGAGUUCGAAUGUUUCGGGUAAAGGCAGAAAAUCACCAAAAUUUAAACGAGCACAAAGCUUCACAACAAACUCAUCGUGCUAUGUGCCUACGUAAGUCUGCUAAAAAUCAAACAAAAAAGCACCUCAAUCAUGCUACAGAUGGGAUCCCCUCUGGAUCCUCAACAGGCUCUGAAUCUGCUGGCAAACAGUGUAUAUUCUAUCCUGUUAAAGAAGAGGAGGGAGAGAUACUGGUGGAACCUCCCCUUAGUGAACAAGCAACCAAGGUUCCAGAAGAGAGGACAGAGGCUGGACCUGAAAUAGAGGAGUGUGAGGAAAUCAUGGUGGAAUGCUCACAAAUGGAAAUGCAUCAUAAUUUUUACGGUGGCACUGAAGAGGGUGAUCUUGGCACCGAGCACCAGAGCCCUCAACACCUUCUAGAAUUCCUCUCACAGAGUUCAGACACAGAGGAGUUUGACAAUUUUCAGUCUGAGCCAGAUGCUGAAGCUCUUAUUAUGUCCUGUUACCAUGGUAUCCACACCAAUGGAGCUAUGAAACAAAAAGAACUUUCAGUCUAUGAGGAGGGUGGAAGAAAUUCAGGAAAUGUAGAUUUUUCCCAAGCAAAGCACCAAGGGGGAACCACAAAAGAGUGUUGGAAACCUAUUGACUACUUCCUGCAGUACUUCAACUGGGACACGUGGAAAGAAAUUGCAGUCUGGACAGGGCAAACAUCAAAACUGCCAACACCUGUUACCGAAAAAGAGGUAGCCCAGAUCGCAGGAAUCCACAUUGCAAUGGGAACCCUAAAGUUUCCAAGUAUGAAGCUGUACUGGGAGGACCUCACCCGAGUGCCCUUAAUUGCUGAUGCCAUGUCAGCUUCCAAGUUUUCUGAGCUCACUUACAACCUUAAGUUGGCUAGUCCUAGAGGAGAUCUCAGGCAGGCAAAUGGAGAUGGAGAUGAACAAUGUGGCCAAGGAAACACAACUCAGUUAAGCACCAGUGAUAAGGCACCGAGACAAGUUCCUUCACCAGGUGACAAAUCUAGAAUGUUUACAUCCUUGCCGUUGUGCAGGUAUCAGGAUACGGAGAAUUGCACAGACACUUUAGUGUCAAAAACAGAUCCAUUGUGGAAAGUUCAGGCCAUUGUAAAGAGAGUUCAAGAAGGGUGUCGAGCUCUUAAGAGAAAUGGAAACCAUGCAGUUGACCAAUACCCCCUUCCUUUUCAGAGGCACCCAACGCAUUUGUUACAUCACACAAUUAUGAUAAAUGUUACUGGAUUGGUCAUGGACUUUAACUUGCGUGUAAAGGACUGUAAGAGAGAGGAAGUAGUUGUAAAUAUGGUUUCUCAAGAAAUAGAUGAUAACCAAGGCAUGGUGUUUCUCUGUAAACCAGAACUAUCAACACCUUCUAUGUUGGAGCAUCUCCUAGAGGCAGGAGUGCGCAGUGCUGGCAAGGUUGGAGGUGCAAGGGGCCAAGUAGGUGAUGAGUUUGUGACCUCUGAUGGAAAGCUAAAGCUAUUUAGAUGCCACCAUGGCUUCAUCCUCUCUGCGGCAACAAAGGAAAGAUCUCGUUCAACGUCGCUUGUCAGUGGUUUUGAGCGAGCAAUCAAAGCUGCAAAUCUAAACAGAGACUUAAGAAGCCUUUAUCGCACACCAUGUACAAGUUCAUCACCCAGUGCCUGGCCACAGUCUGUUCUUUGGGACCUUAUUGAUCUGGCAUUAGUUAACUCCUGGCUACAAUACAAGCAAGAUACAAACCAUGAUUCAGAGCCACUGUCACUUAUGGCAUUCCGUUUGGAAGUUUCCAAAGCUUUAAUCCUUUCUAGCAGUAUUGAUGCACAAGACUCAUCACCCCCCUAUCCUCCAGUUCCUAAACAUUCUGCUCCAAAUACAACUCCAGGCACCAAUGAUGCCUUUGAGAACUCUUUUCCUGAUGCAGCCACACGAUAUGAUGGUAUGGGCCAUUGGCCGGAGCAACUUGCCGAAGGUGAAGAAGCCAGAUGUAGGUUCGGAGGUUGUGAGAGAACAUCUCGAGUACGAUGUCUCAAAUGCUGUGUGUUCCUUUGCAUUUCACGCAAUCACAACUGUUUCCUGAAGUUUCAUAGUCAGGGGUCUGAAUGAAAUCUACUUACUCUGAUCAUGCUCUAUUAAGCAUAUUACUUCUAUGCCAGUUUAUGAUAACUAUUAAUUACAUUGUGGCUUGACAUGAGGAUUGUCUAGCAUCAAUGAUCUCUCAUUUAUUGGUCUGUACAGCUUUUCUAAAUAAAUGUUACUGCUCAAAGGUUUGGAAUCACUUGUCAAAUUAAGUUUGUUGUUUUAUUCAUAAUUGUUUUUUUAAAUAUUAGAGAGCUAAAUGAUAAACAAUUUUAGAUGCAUCAUUCAGAAUGUAAAGUAUUUGGAGGCUAAUCAGAAAUUAUUAAAUGAUAAGUAUCUAUUAAUUUGUAGAAAAUGUGUCAUUUUCAUUUGAUCACUGGUUUGCAAAUAUGAGGAAUUUUCUCAUAUUUCCAGUUAUUUUUAACACAAAGUUUCCUAACUUUUUAGCAGCUUGAUAAAAUCAGUUUAAAGGUACAUAUAUUAGCAUCAUAUUAGAAGCUUAUAUAUACUACAAAAUUAGUGUAUUAUUGAAAACUUUGAUUCCUGUCUUUUGAGCGGUAGUUGUCCUGUGCACGUUUGUCUCUAUAUGUCCACAAUAUGUGGAUAAUUGUGCAAGAUUAUUGUUGCAAUUGUACAUUAUGAUUUUCUGUAAGCAAAUGUAACUUAUGCUGUAAGUUAUCCAUGAUGUCUACAAGUGAAUAAUUGAUCAUAGUUGCAAUUAUAAUUUUAAUUAUGUAUUGUCACAAUGUCUUCUGGAUAAAAUGUCUUCUGUACUUUUUAUUUUUGGAAUUGCUUUUAAUUGCUUAAUAAAGGAUAUGCAGAAUUCGUUUUCA